AAGGAAAAUAAAUUAGAAGAAGCGGUCCUUGUCAAACCCGCUUCCAUUUUUCUCCCACCCACGCCAAAAUGGAUAGGGCAACUCAAUAACGCUCUGACAAUGCAAGUUUCAGUUGAUAUUAGUUCUUCAACGGAUAGCCCCAAAACCAAAGACAUUCUUUAAAAAAGACAUUAGACCAAGAUGAAGACCCGGUUGAUUCUUAGCCUGAGGAAUAGAUGGCCAUCAACUAAGGAUCUUCAAACCAAUAUGGUGGCAAUGAAGUCAGUUCGGGAUUUACACAGUAUUCCGGGCUUCAGUCACGCUAGAGACAGGAGCAACAUAUCCCAGACAAGAAACAACAUUUGGAUGUGCUUAUCACUCUUGGGGGUGGCACUCACCGUUUAUCAAGUCAACAUUGUCUGGAGAGGUUAUACCAAAUAUCCAAUUGGCACAAGAAUAAAGGUCGAAGAAUCCGCUCGACAAUAUUUCCCAGCUAUCACCAUUUGUCCUUACAAUAAGAUCAAGUGUUCUUAUUUGCAAAGAGAUCUGGAAAACUGUCACUCGACCAAUUGCUCUAAUCUAUCGCGCUAUUGCCAGUUGGGAUUGCUUUCUGGUUGUUCAUACAUGAAGAUGGAGCGUGAAAAGCAAUUGAACCAAUCUUCGAAUUUUCAUAUCACUUGCCCAGAUCAAUUUUUGGAGCUGAUUAACACUGAAGAUGGCAACAUUGAGGAUGAUUCUUUAUUUGAUGAAGUUUACGGCCAACUGCAACAAACUGAUCGGCAACGCAUAGGUAUGGAGCGUGAGGUGAUGGUCAAACUUUGCACGAUAAAUCACAGACCUUGCUCAGGGUACUUUGACGUUCAAACCAUCAACACCGUCUCUCGUGGCAAUUGCUUUGGAUUCAAUUACAAUGGGUCCUUCCAAGUUAGAGCUGGUCCAGAGGAGGGCAUGAGUUUAGAAUUCUUCCUUGCCCGAAAUGAAUCCGUUUGGCACUCUAUGAACAACAAGGUGGGUCUGCGCGUGGUUCUUCACCAACCCAAUGAGGUUCCACUUAUUGAGGAAUUGGGAAGGGAUGUUUUUCCGGGAGCAGCCACGAGUUUUAGUCUGCAGAUCAGGCAAAACAUUCGGCAACCUGCACCAUACCCAUCUAAAUGUAUUGGCUCCUGGAAUGAGACCUUUUUCACAACAGCAAAGUUUCCGGUAGUUGCUGAUUGGAAAUAUUCCCAAGUUGGAUGUUCCCGCAUGUGUUUCCUUCAGCAUUUUAUGCAAAAUUGCGAUUGUAUUUAUCACAACCAAGAUGAUAUGAACAUCAAGGAGUAUCAUCAAAAUCAAGGUAUCCAACCAUUUGAGUAUUGCUCAAUGAAAAACCAGACCUCAGUAGAAUGUUUAAAAUCAUCAUACGAUAAAUACAAUAAUGAUAAAUGCCGAUGUCAACCCAGUUGCAACGAAACCAUUUAUGAGAUUGGAACGUCAGCCAUGACCUGGCCUUCCGAAAGUGGAUGGUAUUUUAAAGCUAAAGAGUACAAUAUGACUUCGAGCAGCAAUGGCAAUGAACCAAUCUCUGCAAAAGUUCUUGACAAAAACGAAUCGGAACUUUAUUCAAUAAUUCGUGAUAUUCAACAGAACCUCCUUCGCUUGGACUUCUAUUUCUCAUCCCAAAGCCGCACCGUGAUUGAAGAAAACCCAGUGUAUCCUGAUUUCUUCAGUCUGUUCUCGAAUUUGGGCGGGGCCUUGUCAUUGUGGAUGGGUAUCUCUUUCCUCGCACUUGUUGAAGUGAUCGAGGUCAUCAUUGACUGCGUCUUGAGAGUCAUCCAAAAACGAAGAAAUAAUGUAACUGGUUCUACAAUUACUAAAGAGUAAAACCCCAGUGUUAUUAUCAAUUGUAACAGUAUGGUUUUGGCUUUUCAAGGUAGAUUUUAAUUCAAUUUGACCGAAAUAUCCCUAAUUCUAUGUAUUUGUACAAAGCAAAGCGUCAGUCGGCGAGCUCAAGAAUGCACCUCUGAUCGGCUGCUGUGGGUUGAAACACCAACUGUUAUUAGCGGAAAAACUAACAGGAACACAAAGAGAAAUCUAAAACCAAAAGAAUUGUACAAAAUAUAGAUUAUCAUCAGAAAGAUGCUCGGAACACUUACGGCUAGAAGUUAAGCAACAUAUUGAAUGAACUUCUUACACAAGAGUCCAAUAUCCCCAAGGAGGGUCUUUGACAAAGCUAUAAUACCUAUUAUUAGGAGAUGGUUUUCAUUUUAUACUUUCCAUUCUCUUCUGUCAUUCUUUCCGAUAACCCGGUUUUAGAUUGUUCGCUUUCAGGAAUCAUUGUGAGACAAACUUUUGAGCAGCACGUACUUGAAUCGUUCUAAUAAAGUUCAUCAAUUUUAAACCUUGCCUUUAUUGAAAGUUAUCAGGUAAGACAAUGGUGGAAUAAAUUGCUAUCAUAAAUUGGGACUUUUGAAAGGUAAAUAUUUGAUUGAUUGAUUUCUGGAAUGAUUUGUUCAAGAACCAACAACAGUAAAUAUGCCAAUAGUUUGCAUACCUCUUGCACCUAUAGAAUAUUCUUGAGCAUAUAUUCCUCAGUUUUUGGAUAAGAGAAAGCUUGUGUUCACCAAAACGAAGGCAGGAGAUGAGGAAAUUAACACUUGUUACAUUCUUGGACAGAUUGUGGAAUAAGGACAGAAUGGAAAAUCCCAGGGGGGAUGACAAUUGAAAGAAUUGAACCUACAGUAUGCAAGCAGAAAAUAAACGGUAAUUUGUGACAUUGUUUUUUUGCUAAUGAAUUUCAAGUUUAACAGGAAGGCCGCACGUUC
Messenger RNA from Tigriopus californicus, 2780 nucleotides. RefSeq names its product FMRFamide-activated amiloride-sensitive sodium channel-like. Gene Ontology annotation, biological process: sodium ion transmembrane transport. Gene Ontology annotation, cellular component: membrane. The transcript is spliced from 4 exons. Gene Ontology annotation, molecular function: ligand-gated sodium channel activity. The record is from RefSeq and is a predicted model, not a curated record. The coding region runs from base 181 to 1839 and encodes 552 amino acids. NCBI's taxonomy places the organism in Eukaryota, Metazoa, Arthropoda, Copepoda, Harpacticoida, Harpacticidae.